AUGUCCGAAUCAGAAAGAUCAUUUUCAACUUGCCUUGUCACUGACCGAUUGAACGCAAGAGGAACAUUUCUUCGUUCAACAAUUGAUGAUGAAUAUGCAAAUGCGGCUGAUAGAAAUCCUAAGAUUUUGCUUACCACAUCGCGCAAUCCCAGUGCUCCUCUUACACAGAGGUUGAAAGGUGGCGGUGGCGAUGGAACACUCGUAGUUGGUGGUAGUGAGUGGGAAUUGUGGUGGCAGUAUAGGUUGAAGGUGGUGAUUUUUGAUAGGAUCUCGCCAGAGAAGAAGAUACAUAACCAUUUCCAUCAUGACGGCUGA
Fraxinus pennsylvanica is the source of this 315-nucleotide messenger RNA. The record is from the annotation of a GenBank genome assembly. NCBI's taxonomy places the organism in Eukaryota, Viridiplantae, Streptophyta, Magnoliopsida, Lamiales, Oleaceae.